Molecule: messenger RNA, 1304 nt
Organism: Ostrinia furnacalis (Asian corn borer)
Lineage: Eukaryota; Metazoa; Arthropoda; Insecta; Lepidoptera; Crambidae
Product: phospholipase A1
Exons: 4
Coding region: 43-1095 (350 amino acids)
Biological process (GO): lipid catabolic process
Molecular function (GO): serine hydrolase activity; lipase activity
Source: RefSeq, a predicted model, not a curated record
UGGACACAUUAUUUCCUUGUGUGUCUCACCCUGUGGGUUGCCAUGGCAACUGUUGCAGGAAGAACUUACACUCCAAAAUCUGAAGUCGGUAUACCAGCUGGACUCAUACCAGAAUGUCCUGGAGUGAUGAAGAACGCUACCAUCAGCAACGUGAUGGUGAACUACCUUCAAGUGGUGCACCAUCGGCUCAACGACAAAGGAGAAGUCGUCAGGAAGUCUAUGCCCAUCACUACAGCACCGAGUGUGAUGGCGAAAAGCAAAUAUAUGGAUCUAAAAAACAAGAAGACGGUGUUCUACGCAGUCGGGUUCAUAGACAGCUCCUGGUUCUUACACUCUCAGGCUGUGGGUACAGCCUACGCGAAGCUAGGGUACAACGUGUUUCAGAGCGAAACUAUUGCCUUUCUUACGCAGAUAUACCCAAAGUCAGUUCGCCUAUCCAGAGAAAUAGGGAGAAAGAUAGGGGAAUUCCUCGUGAAGCUAACCGACCAAGGUUUAACAGCUGACAACCUUGAGCUGGCAGGCAUCAGCUUAGGAGCCCACAUAGUGGGAUAUGCUGCCAAGCAUUUCUACUCCGUCACAGGAAAAAAACCCUCCAGGGUCACCGGUUUGGAUCCCGCUGGACCCUGCUUCAGAUCCUUACCUUCAAAGUAUAGACUUGACUCAUCAGAUGCAGAAAGAGUCGAUAUUAUACAUACAAAUAUAGACGGCUUUGGCAUAGCAGAGAGACUAGGACACGUCGACUUCUACGCCAAUGGUGGCGAAUUCCAACCUAGCGAUGUACCGUACGUUCCAUGCCUUGUCAUAUGCAGUCAUAUAAGAGCUAUUCUCUACUGGUGGCAAGCUCUUGAGCAUCCCAAGAAGUUCAUAGCAAUAAAAUGUGACUCCAUCCAAGAUGCUCGAUUCUCCAACUGCUAUAACAACACAGAGGUGAACUAUGUUGGAAUGUACACCGAUUUUGGGAAACCAGGCAUAUAUUACCUGCCCACGAAUAACGAGUUUCCGUAUUACAGAGGUAAGAAAGGCUUGAAGGCGGAAAAUGAGAUAUAUACGUCAAUUAUACGGAACAUCAAUUCGGAGGAUAACUUCGUGCUCUGACAGUGAUGUAUAGGUUCUUUGUACGUUUGAUCAAACUGUUUCACUGUGCUAAGUGUAGUGUAGAUUGGAAAAGUAUGGCCUUUGGCUAGUUACAAAGUGGCAGGUGCUAGUGAACUGUGAGUGAGCUACCAAAUUCACGUGUGAAGAUUGUGUUGAUGCUAAGUGCAGCACUGGCCCAUUUAUUGUCCCAAAACAGUGGUAGGGUUAAU